Molecule: messenger RNA, 5526 nt
Organism: Numida meleagris (helmeted guineafowl)
Lineage: Eukaryota; Metazoa; Chordata; Aves; Galliformes; Numididae
Gene: LAMP3
Product: lysosomal associated membrane protein 3
Exons: 6
Coding region: 112-1401 (429 amino acids)
Cellular component (GO): membrane
Source: RefSeq, a predicted model, not a curated record
UAAGCACUCCCUGAAUCAAGUGAAACUUUGCAGUCACCAGGAAACCUUUAUUUCCUUUCUGCUGGACCACAGCAAGAAGCAGCAUCUCUUGAACUCACAACUGUACUGACCAUGGGAAGGAGCAAAUCACAGUUGGUCCUGCUAGCCUUUGCCUGCGCAUUUUCUUUCUGCUGUGCUGAACUGGUCCUGGGUGUCAUGCUAUCUCCACAAACCACGUCCUUCCCCCAUACCAUUACUUCUGCUCUGUCACCUUCCGUUUAUCGCUCCCCACCCCAUCGAAGCACCACAAUUCAACCUAACAGCACAGGCCCCGUAAGCCAUGCAACUACUCUGCAGACAACUGACCAACGCUGGGAAACAACAGCACCAGCCUCUCAUAUGACUGCCCAGGCAGAAGCAAAUGCCACCACAGCGUACGGCCACACAUCUUCCACAGCAGCAACCACAACUGCAGCAAACACAGCUGCAGCUGGCCAGGCUACAACCCAGGCGAUGGAAACAGUUACAUCAGCUGUGGAGAACACAACCCUAUACUCUGUGUCCUCAGACAACCAAGUCACAACACAUGUGGACGCAGUUACGAACACAACCAUAGAGAAUUCAACAUCAAAGAUGCAAAUGACAGCUGCUGCAAUAAAUACUACAGCCACUACCAACAAAACGGAAAAUCCCACCACAAGCUCAACUAAUCACACAACUUCUGGAAGUCCAACGGCCACAGCCAUGACCAACGCAACCACCGCUCAUCAGAGGACUCAUACAACCAUCCCAUCUACUACAAUGAUGGUGAUACCCACUCUGGCCCCACAGCCUUCUCCCAUCCCCACUGGCACAUACACCAUUUCCAGCAGCAACAAGACCUGCAUCAAAGCAGUAAUGGGUUUGCAACUGAUGGCUCUGAGCACGCAGAAGAAGCAGCUGGAGUACCUGUCUGUCAACCCCAACGCCACCCAGGUAUCUGGAAGCUGUGGGAUGGUGCAGUCUGUGCUGAACAUCACUUUCACUGGAGGGUUUAUAAGCUUUGUCUUUGUAAAGGAAGAUCCAGUGUACUAUGUCAGUACAAUUGAGGCUGAAUUACAGUUACCUUCUGAAGGUAUACUUUAUUAUGUAGCCAUACGCCAGCAGCAUUUUACUGCAAAGCUGGGGAAUUCCUUUAAGUGUGCCAGCAAGCAAACGUUUGGCGUGGAGAGAACCUACCAGCUACUCAUUGUUAACAUGCAGCUGCAGGCCUUUGAUAUUGUUGGCAACCAGUUUGGAAGAGAAGAAGAAUGUUUUCUUGAUAAAAACAGAAAAGCAGUUCCCAUCGCUGUGGGCCUGAGUAUCCUGGGACUGUUGGUCAUUGUGUUUGUCACGUUUCUGAUUUCCAGAAAAAAGCCCUAUAGAGGAUAUGAACGUAUCUGAGGUGCUCUUGUACUUCCAAAUGAAUAUGGCAAGUAGAGAAGUCACAGGAGUUUUUGCUUUUACCUGGCAGCCUUGCUGCUCUGGAGCCAUAUUUUUAAGUGAAGUGACACCAUGUGUUUAAAGCUAAUGCAUGUUUCUGGAAACAAUUUCUUUAAGGUGGGAAGGAAGUGAUUUACACCAUCCAUUUUAGGCUAUUCUUAGCAACUAAUUUAGAUGGAGUCCAGAGGACCGAAGUUAGAAUACUAAAUUCUUUAUAUGAUAAAAAAAAAGAUGCAAUUCAGACCACCUAAGUUAGGCACCUCAAAACAGCCUAAAGCAGACAGCAUCAUUAUCCCUCAUAAAAUCCAUCAGGUUUUUCUAAAAAAAAUUAAGAAAAAUCAAUUUCUUAAAGAUGCCAUUCAUAUUUAUUAGGAGAGCUGAGUCCAGUAAUAUGACCUUCAAGUAAGUGGAGCAGAGGUCCACAGCUACAGGCAACCCUAUUAAAUCAGAGUUCAGUGCAAGCCAUGUGGAAGCACUGUUUUUUUUGCUGAAAAUUUGGGGCAAGCAUAAGAAUGACUUCAAUUGAUAAGCAAGCUCUCUUCAGUCCUUUUAAAUACCAGGCUUACAGUUAAUAAUUUCUUAUUGUUUCCUACUAAGUCUUUCAGAGGGACACAGUGGUAAUACGCUACUCUCACUCUGGAGGCAGUAUUUUUAUUAAUUUUCUAGCUUCCAGUGACUGUACACAGAUAAGCUGACUCAGCGGGGUCAUAUAGGGUCUGCCUGAGCAAUGUGAGCCAAAAUUUCCACUCGUCAUUGCCUGACUGAGCCUCUCUGCAGUGAUGUCUGAACUUCUUGCCAAUAAUUCUUGAACUGCAGCCUCGCAAGACAUGGCAUAUGAGAGCAAUCUGAUGUUGCUAAGUUUAUCCUGCAGUAUUACUCUGUUAGCUGCGCAAUUCAGCAGCCAGUGACAGGCAGCUGAGAUGUCUGUGCAGAACUGGGUGGGCAUUCGGAGUCAGUAACUCCACUCAUCCACAUGAGGCCAAGACAUCCUCUUUACCAUUUGGUGCUCAAGAUGCGGCAUCCCUUUGCCAUGUAUUUGCAGCACAAGGUGGAGAAAGCUGACACGAGGCUCUGAAAGCACUGUGAUAAGUGAGCCGGUGCUAAGGAUGCUGCUGUGAUAGAUGGGGACUGGGGUGAAAUUGCUUGAUAAAUCCAUGGAGCCUAUUAUUUCAUGGUCUUGAAAGAGCUUAUGCAUCACCUGCUUCCUUUACAGACGUGGACCUGUUAUAGUGUUCACCACUGAACUUGGUAACUGUCACCUCACUGGGAUGACAGUAUUGUGAGCUCUCUCUUAAUGUGGGAAGUCUCUAUGGUAACUGAAAGUGCUGGGGAUUGAGUAGCCAGCACUGUAGCAGAACUGCACAAGGUCCUUGAGCAAAUGGAAAUCCACUGAAGCUGUCUUUUUAAGGUGUCUGUUUAAGGUAUCUGUGGGAGCUGAAAGCCUGCGCAGGCCUUGGACAAACUCUGCCCAAAAGAGAAUGCGAUCCACCAUGCUUGCAGCUGAGCAGCUGGAUUUUCAUAUGGAAAUAGUUCAGAGUUGCUUUAAAGCACAAUAUUUGCAACACUCUGUAGUCUGCUUCCAGCUAAGCGAAUGUGAAGGCAUGUAAGCAGUAACUGUUUUUGAGAGUAAUUAAGUUCAGCCAAUUUUCUUUGCUGUAACAAAGAAAAUCUCCUUGUCACAAAAGAUUUUCAAAGAUGAACGUAUGUACAAACGUCUGAGUACACACUCUGGAAACAAAUCUGCUCACUGCAGGAAACGACAUGAAAUUGAUAAGAAUUAUAUGUAAAAACAUUUAUCGAAGAGAAAACAAUAUUACAUAAGAGCUCAUUUUCCCCUUAUGGUUUAGGGCAAUAACUUCAUGUUACCAAUAAAUAUUUUGCCUGGAUAGGACUUUGGAGUGGCACACAUUAAACAAAAGAAAGACUGAAGUUAUCUGCAAAAUUUCCUUGUUGUUAGCUUUAUUUGGAAAUGAACAUGACAUAAAUCCUGGAAGAUAAUUUGAUUUCCAUUAAGUAAUGCCCCAAAUCCUGAGCAAUUAUGAAUGGCAAAGGAUUUCCACUGUGUAAAACUUUUGUCAGUACCUCGUGAGUCUGAUUUGCCUUAAGUAUUUUUUAAAAGUUUUGAUAUUUUACCAGUGUUUAACCAUCAAGAGAGAGUUUAUUUAUUUAAAUCCUUCCAUUCUAUGAAUUUCUAGAAGAUUCUGGUCCCUGCCAAGCAGGAAACAUGACACCAUUCCAUAACCGCCAUAACAUGUUGCUGUGGAAGUAAUUAUCAUUUUCCAGAAAUGUUCCAGUUUAGUUAGAAUGAACUCAUAAAAAAGAAAGAUAAAGACAAUUUUGAAGCACUUUUGCACUUGGAGAAGCCAAAGACAGAACUUAGAACCAGCUGUGAGCAAGGGAGGCAGCCGAAUAAAAUUAUAAGGUAAAUUAGCAUACAGUUACAAUCACUUGAACGCUCCAUUAUUUCAAUAUUUGUUUUGUAAAAGGCUCUAGCAGUGAUAAUAUUACUUAUCAAACUUUAUUUAGCUCAUUUUCCCCCUCCCACCUUUUCCUGUUGUUAGUGGACAUGCAACCCACUGACCUCAGGGUUUUGUUCAGGCCCUAGCUCUCUGGGUGUUCUUGCUGUUCAUGGUUCAUCUCACAUGAAAGUCAGAUGGUUAACAAGAGACCUGGGUGGUGGAAACAGGCCCUUGUCUGAGGGAACUGCAACCAUGGAGAGGUCUGGGGAGCUGUGAGCCUGCUGCUUGCGUUUCUCUUCAACAAAACCAUUGGUACCAAGUAAAAUGUCCGCCAUUGCCCAUCUGGUGAAGAAGUGAAGCUGUGGGUUAUUUCUGAGUUAUUUGCUCCUAAGAAGUAGGACAGCAGAUAAAUACUAUUAAUCUGUUCUUUAGAAAGUAGGAUUUUUUUUAUACUAUAUUAAAGCAGUCACUUAAAACAAAAACAAAAACACAACAACAGUGUAACAUUUAAGGUGUCCAGCAAGAAACAGUAAAUAAGUGGAAGUGCUUCCAAUUGAAAGGGAGCCCAUGCAUGCAGUACUGAUGCUGCUCUCCCAAGCUGUUAUAUUUGGACAUUUUAAUAACAACUGUUGCCUAAAAAGCUCAGCUCCACACAUGAUCCGACCUGAACCCAAUGUAAGUAGUGGUCAGUAGACAUCUUUCCCAUUCAAAACUAAGUCCUAUUUCAUGUGGCCUUUGGAUUUUUGGGAUGUUUGAUCUGUAUGGUUUGUUACUUUCAUUAGGUAUAGGAAUAUAGAAUUUUCUUGUUAUGUUCUGUACUGGAAAAGCUCUUUACAUUAAUCAUCAGUCUUUUAACAUUUGCUGUCAAAAUGAGGCUAGAAAGCCCUUCUUAAUGAUGAUUGAUAAUUCUGUGUUUAAUCUUGUCACACCCUCCGGCAUCUUUACCAGUGAUGCAAAGUUAAUGCUUUUCUCUCACCCCAUUUUAUCACUAGAAUGAAUCAAACUGUUCGUACUGAACAGUGUGUAGAUUAAUGUUUAACUGAUUAAUUCUCAUGCUAUUUACUGCCAUUACUUGUUUGCUGUUUUUCGGAAGCUGCAUACAGUCCUUUCCGGGCUUGCACUAAGUGGCAAAGGUGAAGCCAUUGGAAAUGAUCAUGAGGUGCAGCCAUUUUCUAGCAAGAAGAGUGAAGAAUACAGUGAAGCAGAAGUUAGGAGGUGAGCACAUCCCUGUAGCUCCCUGGUGCUCUGCUGCACCAGACCAUUCACCGUGGUCUCUUGCAUGCCCAAGCUAGACACUGGGUUAUCCCAUGAGUAUACGGUGUCAUACUUAGCCAAAUGCCCAAGGAGUUUAUGAAGUAAGAUUUAAUUUAUUUCAGACCUUUGUUGCUCUCUGACAGUAAAAAAGAAAAAAAAAAGUCCAAAUUAAGAAACAGCUGUUAAUUCUGGUUGAACAGAAAAAGGGAAAUGUAGAUUAGCCUCUUAAGUGUAUGGAGUUGGUUUGGUUGAUCACUUCUAGCUUGCUCUAAUACAUGGUUGCUAAAAAUUACUUUGUUACGAAAAGGAAUAUAUGCCCUCUAUUUUUCUAUUUUUGGUGUUUCUAUAAUAAAGAAUGUGUUUAGUCAUUGAA